This is a messenger RNA of Polistes dominula (European paper wasp), 816 nucleotides long. Its product is annotated as transmembrane protein 234 homolog. NCBI's taxonomy places the organism in Eukaryota, Metazoa, Arthropoda, Insecta, Hymenoptera, Vespidae. The record is from RefSeq and is a predicted model, not a curated record.
AGUUGGUAAACGGGGAUAUUGCAGUUCGAUAGUAUUUUAAUUAUAAUUAUUUUUUUAAAGUAAUACAUAAAAAAAGACAUGUGGUCAGUUCGUCCUCAUUCCUUAGAUCUUAGAAAUUAGUUGUUAAUUUAGAAUAAUAUUAAAUGUAAGUGAUAUUUUUUUUAAGUAUACCUACAAAUCAUAGUGAUUUGUAUUACUUGUGUUAUAGGUUAUAUUGAUAAAAAUGAUUACAGAAUCUAUGAUAUAUCUUGUGCUCGUGGCACUUUUAUGGGGUGUAACAAAUCCUUUAAUAAAAAAAGGUGCUAGUGGUUUAGAAAAUGUCAAAGCAAACACCAGCUAUGGUCAAUUUUUUAAAGAAGUUUAUUUUCUUUUUACCAAUGCAAAGUAUAUGACACCAUUCCUGUUCAAUCAAAUUGGUUCUUUACUGUAUUACUUCGCAUUGCAAGGUGCUGAUAUAUCGUUGGCAGUUCCUGUAUCUAAUUCUCUUACCUUUGUGAUUACUGCCAUAACAGGUUGGAUCUUAGGAGAGAAGAGAGCAGAGAAAAACACAUAUAUUGGAAUGAUAUUGAUAUUAACAGGAACAACUUUAUGUUGUUGGGAUAAAAUGUAUUUGAUAGAAUAAUUUUCUUCAAUAUAAGAAUGCAUGAUAUGUUUUGAUUGAUGGAGAUGCAAUAUCUGAGAGAUGACAAACUAGAUUUGAUUUUCUAUCUUUUUAUGAGCAAAACUUAUCCAGUUAGUUAACAUUUAUGUAAUAAACAAAUUUAUAUGAAGAGAACAUCUGUUAGAAUCUUAUCGAACUAACAGAGAUAAUCAUGA